Messenger RNA from Arachis duranensis, 828 nucleotides. Its product is annotated as peptidyl-prolyl cis-trans isomerase Pin1. The coding region runs from base 123 to 506 and encodes 127 amino acids. The transcript is spliced from 2 exons. Gene Ontology annotation, molecular function: peptidyl-prolyl cis-trans isomerase activity. Lineage: Eukaryota; Viridiplantae; Streptophyta; Magnoliopsida; Fabales; Fabaceae. The record is from RefSeq and is a predicted model, not a curated record. Gene Ontology annotation, cellular component: nucleus; cytosol.
CUCUUCUCACUCUCUGUGGAAUUCCGGCGAAGAUAGAGUUGGAUCGAAAGAGGACGAAAUCUCCGGUGGUGCCGGCGGAGCAGAAGGAGAAGCAUAAGCAGCAUCUGAAGAAGACGAAGAAGAUGUCGUUGUCUAGCAACAGACACGGUGGUGAUGGAGGUGAGGUUAGGGCAUCGCACAUACUGGUGAAGCACCAAGGUUCGCGGCGCAAGGCGUCGUGGAAGGAUCCAGAAGGCCAGGUCAUCAAAAACACCACCAGAGACAGCGCCGUCUCUCAGCUAAAGGCCUUCCGUGACGACAUCGUUUCUGGCAAAGCCAAGUUUGAGGACAUCGCCUCUCGCUUCUCCGAUUGCAGCUCUGCUAAGCGCGGCGGCGAUCUCGGUCCUUUUGGCCGUGGCCAGAUGCAGAAGCCUUUUGAAGAAGCAACUUACGCUCUGAAAGUUGGUGAGAUAAGCGACAUAGUGGAUACUGAUAGUGGAGUUCACAUAAUCAUGAGAACAGGUUGAUUACUGCAUGGACCAUGGAGUAAUUUUGUGUUGCUCCUCCUGCUUGGAGAGAACAGAUUACAUCUUUUUCUAGAUUGGUGCGAGCUGGAUUUUUCUUAACCUACGAAUAUUUUAGACAUGGCAUAGCCAGUGACCUUGUAUGAGUGAUGCUUUAUUGUUUUCUCUGUAAUUGGAAGUUGUAUGCGUAACUUUGGAUGGUUGAAUGCUACAGUGAUAUGACAUUUGUAUUAUACAAGUAUAAAUAUACUAUAACAAAAAUUCUCAUUGCAAUUUCAGCAUGAUUUAAUGGAUUUGAAUAUUAGUUUAAAUUAUUCUUUGUUUU